Messenger RNA from Triplophysa rosa, 325 nucleotides. RefSeq names its product PWWP domain-containing DNA repair factor 3B-like. The transcript is spliced from 3 exons. Lineage: Eukaryota; Metazoa; Chordata; Actinopteri; Cypriniformes; Nemacheilidae. Bases 10 to 255 code for a protein of 81 amino acids. The record is from RefSeq and is a predicted model, not a curated record.
ACCAAAUUGAUGACCUACUUUCACCUCACUUCAUUUCUGGACAGGACACCCACACAGACUCACAGUGACACAAUCAAGUUUAUUAUGGAUGUCCUUUUUCCAGAGUCCAUCAUCUGUUCCCUUGCUGGUUUGGAAAAUCUCACCACGCUGGAGGCUGAGGAGGAAUUUCUACAAGGGCCUGUCAUUGACAUAAGUGAGCGGAAGCAGUUUGACAGGAGGAUUAAGAACAUUUUGAAGAAGAGUGGCAACCCAUAGGAGUCAUUAUCGAGAGCCAUCCUAUAAUGAUCAUCAAUCCUGUUUUUGAUAAUGGUCUUAAUAAAUAAUG